AUGCUCUCAAAUCCUGAGGAUAGAAAUAAGAACAAAUACUGCAAGUUUUACAGGGAUGUCGGGCACGACACCGAGGACUAUAGACAAUUGAAGAGAGAAAUAGAAGAUGUGAUCCAGAAGGGUCACCUGAAGCGGUAUGUGAAGGAAGACACAAAGGACAAUCCCCGAGGUCAUGACGCCAUAAGAAACGACCGGGGAAGGGAUGACAGAACUCGCAGAGGAGACGAUCGAGAUCGUCAAGGAGGGCCAGGACAGGAGUCAGCCAGCAGAGCCAAGGCGAAAGCGACGUUCUUGGCCAUGGUUGAAGUCCCCAAAAAGAAAGCACGCACUAAGCCCAUGAUUACCUUCUCAGACAAAGACAUGGAGGGGAUGAGCUGGCCACACAACGAUGCUGUCGUGGUUCAGGCAGUUAUAGCCAAUAGAUCGGUUCACAGGAUACUGGUGGACACGGGGGCAUCUGUAGAUAUGCUAUCCUACGACGCGUACCUAUAG
This is a messenger RNA of Telopea speciosissima, 492 nucleotides long. RefSeq lists its product as uncharacterized. The record is from RefSeq and is a predicted model, not a curated record. NCBI's taxonomy places the organism in Eukaryota, Viridiplantae, Streptophyta, Magnoliopsida, Proteales, Proteaceae. Bases 1 to 492 code for a protein of 163 amino acids. The transcript has 2 exons.